Acaulospora morrowiae is the source of this 966-nucleotide messenger RNA. NCBI's taxonomy places the organism in Eukaryota, Fungi, Glomeromycota, Glomeromycetes, Diversisporales, Acaulosporaceae. The record is from the annotation of a GenBank genome assembly.
AUGGAUUUAGAAACAAAAGAAAUUGAAGCAGAGGAAAAAGAUGAAGAAGAAAAUACUAUAAAAGAAGCAGAGCAGAUAGCAGUUUCAUAUAAAUAUACUAUUCAUUGUUCAGAUAGAACAACGCAAAAACCUGUGAUUAAUCGAGAAUCCGAAAAUAUAAUAAAAGACUUAAUAAAAAAUCUUCAAGAAGAUCUAAAUAUUAUUUUAGAUAAGCUCUGUGAUCCUUUUCCAUGUGAAAAAAUGACACCAAAAUUAUGGAGGCAAUAUCAAACAGCAAACAAAUGUUGGAUAUGUGAAAAAAAAUUACAUGAAUCAAGAUAUAAUAAACUUCGAGUAUUUGAUCCAGAGUCUAAAAAAUAUUUGGGUGCUUCACAUAGAAAAUAUUACAGAAAAAAACCAAUGAUUCAAUAUAAGUUAGAUGAUGAACAAAAGAAAGUUUAUGGCUCAUGUAAAAAAUGUGGAUUAUUUAUAAAACAAGCUGAAUAUCGAUAUUAUCAAGAGAUUUGUCUUGAAAAACAUCUUUUACAAUCAGAACCAAGAUGUCCAGUUUUUAGGUGUAACAAAGAUAUUGAAACUUUCCUUUCAUCAACUUCAGAUCCAAUGGAGAUAUCACCACAAAUAUUAGCACCAUCUUCGCAGAAGGACCAUAGUAGUAAUAAUCAAGAUCCUCCAUUAUUUGAGAGUGGUGCUAAUACUGGAUCUGUCCAGACUUCACAAAGUAAAAAUAUCACUUACGAAAUAAAUACAUCACUCAAACGCCCCAACCCAUUGGCUUCCGAUAAUUUGCAGUCUACUAAAAAAGUUAAAAAGAGUGACGAGAAGAAGAAUUCGAAUGUAGCAAAGAAACUUAUAGAGGAAUUAUCUACUGAAACAUUCCAGAUAUCGGAAGUUAGUAAAAAAGUACUGGCAAUUUUUAUGAUUUAUAUCUUGCAAUUUGUAAAGUCGAAGAACAAAGUGAGUAUGUGA